CAUGACACACGAACCCCACUACGACUCAUACCAUUCCCCGAAUCCUUAAAGCCUUACACCCCUCUCUCAGCCUGGUCUUUACACCCAUUCGCAAAUCAUCACACGCCAAUUAAGGCCUAUUCAGGACACAAUCGCCUCCAAGAUGGCCGAUCACAUCCGCAAAACUUUCCAACAAUGCAAGAAAGAGCAGAGGUCUGCCCUUGUUACCUAUGUGACGGCAGGUUUCCCUACUCCGCAGGAGACGCCCGACGUCCUGCUGGCCAUGGAGGCUGGCGGUGCCGACGUCAUUGAGCUCGGAAUGCCGUUCACGGAUCCCAUCGCCGACGGUCCCACGAUCCAGAAGGCAAACACCGUUGCGCUCCAGCACGGUGUCAACACCACGGAUGUGCUGCAGAUGGUCCGUGAUGCCAGGAAGAAGGGCCUCCGCGCUCCGGUCAUGCUUAUGGGCUACUACAACCCUCUCCUCAGCUAUGGCGAGGAGAAGAUGCUCCAGGAUGCCAAGGAGGCUGGCGUGAACGGUUUCAUCAUUGUCGACCUUCCUCCUGAGGAGGCCGUCAGGUUCCGCAACUUCUGCUCUAGCUACGGUCUUUCCUACAUUCCUCUGAUUGCCCCCGCCACGUCUGAGGCUCGUAUGCGCGUCCUUUGCAAGAUCGCCGAUUCAUUCAUUUACGUCGUUUCCCGCAUGGGUGUUACCGGCGCCAGCGGCUCUCUUAACGCUGCUCUUCCUGAGCUCCUCAACCGCGUCCACAAAUACUCCGGCAACAUUCCCGCUGCGGUUGGUUUCGGUGUCAGCACCAGGGACCAUUUCGUCAGCGUUGGCAAGAUCUCUGAGGGUGUCGUCAUUGGUUCCCAAAUUAUCAACGUCCUUGCGGCUGCUCCUCCCGGGGAGGGCGCAAAACAGGUCCAAGAGUACUGCAGCUCUAUCACUGGACGCGCGCCCGGACAAAAUGAUCUCACUCGCGAGGUUGGCAUUAUCGAGACCAUGAACGAGGCCAGGGAGCCAGAAGGCGUUCAUGUUGACAAGGUCAUCAAGGACAGUGAUGUGCCUGACGGCCCUGGUCUGGCCGAUCAGAUCGAGGCUCUCAACGCCGACAACGUGGCCCAGGGAUCUAUCCCUGCCCGCUUUGGUGAGUUCGGUGGACAGUAUGUCCCUGAAUCCCUUAUGGACUGCCUGUCAGAGUUGGAGAAGGGCUUCAAUGAAGCCAAGAAUGACCCUAAAUUCUGGGAGGAGUACCGGACCUACUACCCUUAUAUGGGCCGUCCUGGUCAACUACACUUGGCAGAGCGUCUGACGGAGCACGCGGGAGGCGCCAAUAUCUGGUUGAAGAGAGAGGAUCUCAACCACACUGGUAGCCACAAGAUCAACAACGCGUUGGGUCAGAUCCUGGUCGCCAGGCGCCUCGGCAAGACGGAGAUCAUUGCGGAGACUGGCGCCGGUCAGCACGGUGUUGCCACCGCUACCGUCUGUGCCAAGUUUGGCAUGAAGUGUACCAUCUACAUGGGUGCAGAGGAUGUCAGGCGUCAGGCACUCAACGUCUUCCGCAUCAAGCUUCUCGGCGCCUCGGUUGUCGCAGUUGAGGCUGGCUCUAAGACCCUCCGUGAUGCUGUCAACGAGGCUCUGCGCGCCUGGGUUGUCAAUCUCGACACGACGCACUACAUCAUCGGUUCCGCCAUUGGUCCUCAUCCCUUCCCUACCAUCGUUCGUACCUUCCAGUCGGUGAUUGGCAACGAGACCAAGGAGCAGAUGAUGCAGAAGCGCGGCAAGCUCCCAGAUGCCGUUGUUGCCUGCGUUGGUGGUGGUUCGAACGCUGUUGGCAUGUUCUAUCCCUUCUCCAACGACCCUAGCGUCAAGCUGCUUGGUGUCGAGGCUGGUGGUGAUGGCUUGGACACCGACAGGCAUUCGGCCACUCUGACUGGCGGUACCAAGGGUGUCCUUCACGGUGUCCGCACGUAUAUUUUGCAAGACAAGCACGGUCAGAUCAGCAACACACACUCCGUUUCGGCUGGUCUUGACUACCCCGGCGUGGGUCCUGAGCUGUCUGCCUGGAAGGAUACCGAGCGCGCCAAGUUCAUCGCCGCCACCGAUGCCGAGGCCUUUAUCGGUUUCCGUCUGAUUGCCCAGCUUGAGGGCAUUAUCCCCGCGCUUGAGACGUCGCACGCCGUGUUUGGCGCGAUUGAGCUCGCCAAGACGAUGAACAAGGACCAGGACGUCGUCAUUUGUCUUUCUGGUCGUGGUGACAAGGACGUCCAGAGCGUGGCUGAUGAGCUGCCCAAGCUGGGUCCCCAGAUUGGCUGGGAUCUGAGGUUCUAAGUCGAAAGUGUAUGUGACAGUGGCAGGUGGUAGAUAGGUAGACUAAAGUAGAGCAUUUGCAAUAUGCAUGUGAAUUUUGC
This is a messenger RNA of Aplosporella prunicola CBS 121167, 2391 nucleotides long. RefSeq lists its product as uncharacterized. The transcript is spliced from 6 exons. Gene Ontology annotation, molecular function: tryptophan synthase activity. NCBI's taxonomy places the organism in Eukaryota, Fungi, Ascomycota, Dothideomycetes, Botryosphaeriales, Aplosporellaceae. The coding region runs from base 143 to 2311 and encodes 722 amino acids. Gene Ontology annotation, biological process: L-tryptophan biosynthetic process. The record is from RefSeq and is a predicted model, not a curated record. Gene Ontology annotation, cellular component: cytoplasm.